AUUUUGCAGCCACUGAAAAGAGAUUAAGUCGACAGCAGUGGAAGUUAAAUUGUGCUGCAUAUUUAAAAAAAUGGGCGGAUUGGUCUUUAGAUGAGAGAUUGGUACCACCUUCCAUACUAAAAUCAAAUCGUCCUGGCAUGAAGUAACAGCCUAUUUCACAUCCGGUUUACCCAGGGACAUGCUACUAUUGUCCUGUAAAAGUGAAGCUUUAUUUUACUGCAUUCUCUUGUGUUUAGAGUAGAUUUUGCAGUUAGAUCACCAAUUUGUCUAUGACAGAGUUUGACUCCCCUCACCAAUGAAUAGUGCGCGAGACCUGCGCAUACUCAGCGUCGUCAGCAGCCGCUUCUCGAGCCUCAAGCUAAAAUUCGGCAGAUCUGAGAUCUUUGAGGAUUUUUCUCAUCGAAUCGGUGUAGAAAAGAUAUCCAUAAAAGUUUGAGGACACGACGCCAUCGAAUAUCUCUGGCGCAUCGCUUGACAGAUCCUCCUGCGGCAGUCAUGUGUGGACGGAGAGUGUCCGUCCUGCUGUGUGUGUGGGCCUGCCUGCUGGUGGCCAGCGUGCUCGGGGGCAAAAGCUCCGGACAGAACGGCAUGACAGACGAACAGAAGGACAACACCACCGUGUUCACCAAGAUCCUCGACAGCCUGCUCGACGGCUACGACAAUCGUCUCAGACCAGGACUAGGAGAGCGUGUAACUGAAGUCAAGACUGACAUUUUCGUGACGAGUAUUGGGCCCGUCUCGGACCACGACAUGGAGUACACCAUCGACGUGUUCUUUCGGCAGAGCUGGGUCGACGAGAGGCUCAAGUUUAAAGGGCCCAUGGCGGUCCUCCGCUUGAACAACCUGAUGGCCAGCAAGAUCUGGACCCCGGACACGUUCUUUCACAACGGCAAGAAGUCGGUGGCCCACAACAUGACCAUGCCCAACAAGCUGCUCCGCAUCACAGAGGAAGGGACGCUCCUCUACACCAUGAGACUGACAGUGAGGGCUGAGUGUCCCAUGCACCUGGAGGACUUCCCCAUGGACGCCCACGCUUGCCCACUGAAGUAUGGCAGCUAUGCCUACACCCGGGCGGAGGUGGUGUACGUGUGGACUAGAGGGGCGGCCCAGUCCGUGGUGGUGGCAGAAGAUGGCUCCCGACUCAACCAGUACGAUCUCAUGGGCCAGAGUGUGGAUUCUGGAGUGGUUCAGUCCAGCACAGGAGAGUAUGUGGUGAUGACAACACACUUCCACCUGAAGAGAAAGAUUGGUUACUUUGUGAUCCAGACCUACCUGCCCUGCAUCAUGACAGUCAUCCUAUCCCAAGUGUCAUUCUGGCUGAACAGAGAAUCUGUCCCUGCUAGGACUGUCUUCGGAGUGACCACUGUGCUGACCAUGACCACCCUCAGUAUCAGUGCUAGGAACUCCCUGCCCAAGGUGGCCUACGCCACGGCCAUGGACUGGUUCAUCGCCGUGUGCUACGCCUUCGUGUUCUCCGCCCUCAUCGAGUUUGCCACCGUCAACUACUUCACUAAGAGGGGCUACGCCUGGGACGGCAAAAGUGUUGUGCCAGAGAAGCAAAAGAAGAAGAAGGAGUCUCUCCUAAAGAAGAACAACACCACAGCGUACCCGGCGGCCACAGCUACAGUCUUUGCCCCAAACAUUGCCAGGGACCCUGGUUUGGCCACCAUUGCCAAAAGCGCCCCCCCUCCCCCCACCGAGCCCAAAGAGGAGCCCAAGCCCAAACCACCGGAGGCCAAGAAAACCUUCAACAGUGUCAGCAAGAUCGACAGGAUCGCCAGAAUAGCCUUCCCACUGCUCUUCGGAACCUUUAACUUGGUCUACUGGGCAACUUACUUGAAUAAAAAGCCCAAAUUGCAGGGGAUGGGGCCCCACUAAUCCUGAUCCCACCUUCUUCUUCUUUCUUUUCUUCCUCUCAAAUGUUUAUUUUCAGAAAAAAUGGUGUCCAUACUGGUCAAAUUCCCAGUUGCCACAUUGCUUCAGUGUCAUCUAACUUCUAAGAGAUAA
Osmerus eperlanus (European smelt) is the source of this 2007-nucleotide messenger RNA. RefSeq names its product gamma-aminobutyric acid type A receptor subunit alpha1 (gene gabra1). Gene Ontology annotation, molecular function: inhibitory extracellular ligand-gated monoatomic ion channel activity; GABA-A receptor activity; benzodiazepine receptor activity. Gene Ontology annotation, cellular component: dendrite membrane; postsynapse; plasma membrane. Bases 496 to 1878 code for a protein of 460 amino acids. Gene Ontology annotation, biological process: synaptic transmission, GABAergic; nervous system process; regulation of postsynaptic membrane potential. The transcript is spliced from 10 exons. Lineage: Eukaryota; Metazoa; Chordata; Actinopteri; Osmeriformes; Osmeridae. The record is from RefSeq and is a predicted model, not a curated record.